AUGGCGCGCUUCGCCCGUGUCGCUACUUUGGCCGCGUGUCUCUUGUUCGCCUGCGAUGUUGCUGCUGUUAAUCGGUGGCGGCGGCAGGCCGAUGAUGCCAAGAAAGACGACAACCUGGAGCUAGAGCUAUGCAAGGACAAGGACGCUGGCGAAUGGUUCCGCCUGGUGGCCGGCGAGGGCGACAACUGUCGCGACGUCAUCCAGUGCACUGCCUCGGGCAUACAAGCUAUCCGUUGUCCAGCCGGAUUAUUCUUUGACAUUGAAAAGCAAACGUGCGACUGGAAAGACGCCGUCAAGAACUGCAAAUUGAAAAACAAAGAGCGCAAGGUGAAACCUCUUCUCUACACCGAUGACCCAAUUUGCCCAGACGGCGCCCUAGCUUGCGGUGACUCAAAUUGUAUUGAACGUGGUCUCUUCUGUAAUGGAGAGAAGGACUGCGCUGAUGGAUCAGAUGAAAAUACGUGUGAUAUCGACAACGACCCUAACAGGGCUCCACCAUGUGAUUCGUCACAAUGUGUCCUGCCUGACUGCUUCUGUUCUGAAGACGGCACCGUAAUCCCAGGGGAUCUUCCAGCUAAGGACGUCCCCCAAAUGAUCACAAUAACAUUCGAUGACGCCAUCAAUAACAACAAUAUCGAAUUGUACAAAGAAAUAUUCAAUGGAAAACGUAAAAAUCCAAACGGUUGCGAUAUCAAGGCUACCUUCUUUAUCUCCCACAAAUACACAAACUACUCAGCCGUGCAAGAAACUCACAAGAAGGGACACGAAAUCGCUGUUCACUCUAUUACUCACAACGAUGAUGAACAAUUCUGGAGCAACGCUACUGUAGAUGAAUGGGGAAGAGAAAUGGCCGGCAUGAGGCUCAUUAUUGAAAAAUUCGCUAACAUCACCGACAACAGCAUUGUCGGAGUCCGAGCCCCAUAUCUUCGCGUCGGUGGAAACAACCAAUUCACUAUGAUGGAAGAACAGGCAUUUUUAUAUGACAGCACGAUCACUGCUCCCCUUUCCAACCCACCUCUAUGGCCCUACACUAUGUACUUCCGCAUGCCGCAUCGUUGCCACGGCAACCUCCAAAGCUGUCCAACUAGAAGUCACGCCGUAUGGGAAAUGGUCAUGAACGAACUGGACAGACGUGAAGACCCAACAAACGAUGAAUACUUGCCCGGAUGCGCUAUGGUUGACUCCUGUUCCAACAUCCUUACAGGGGACCAAUUCUAUAACUUCCUUAACCACAACUUCGACAGGCAUUACGACCAAAACAGGGCUCCCCUUGGUCUUUACUUCCACGCUGCCUGGUUGAAAAAUAACCCUGAAUUCUUAGAAGCUUUCCUAUAUUGGAUCGAUGAAAUUCUUUCGACACACAACGACGUUUACUUCACGACUAUGACGCAGGUCAUUCAGUGGAUCCAGAACCCACGCACAAUUUCCGAAGCUAAAAACUUCGAGCCAUGGAGGGAAAAGUGCGCAGUAGAAUCGCCCCCGGCCUGUUGGGUACCCCACUCCUGCAAAUUGACAUCGAAGGAUGUUCCCGGGGAAACUAUCAACCUUCAAACGUGUGUAAGGUGUCCAUCCAAUUACCCAUGGCUCAAUGACCCCUCGGGCGAUGGCCGCUACUGA
Molecule: messenger RNA, 1617 nt
Organism: Leptosia nina
Lineage: Eukaryota; Metazoa; Arthropoda; Insecta; Lepidoptera; Pieridae
Source: the annotation of a GenBank genome assembly